CUUCCCGCUCCAUUACAGUUGUCAAUUCACCCUCCCACACUCUCUCGUAAUGGCGCCUUCAGCUUUAGCAGACAUGUAUCCAAUCCCAGCGAGGCACUACCACAAGCCCUCGACUGUGGUAGCAUCCGUCCUGCAUGGGCCAAGGGAUUUGCGGCUCGAAACCCGUCCCAUCACAGACCCUGGACCGAACGAACUUCAGAUAGCAAUCAAGGCUACUGGUCUUUGCGGAAGCGAUUGCUCCUACUACAGCAAGUUUCGCAACGGUGAUCUGCAUGCCUGUCAGCCACUCUCACUCGGCCAUGAGUCUGCCGGCGUCGUAGUCGCGAUAGGCGAGAGUGUCAGCGGCUUCCAGAUUGGCGAGCGUGUCGCGUUAGAGGUUGGCGUGCCAUGCGACAAUUGCAGGUCCUGUCAACGCGGCCGGUACAACCUGUGCCCUAAGAUGCGAUUCAGGAGUAGCGCCAAAUCAGUGCCUCACUUUCAGGGAACCCUUCAGGAACGCAUCAACCACCCUGCGAAAUGGUGCCACAAACUUCCCGCACAUGUCUCCAUGGAGUCGGCGGCAUUGUUAGAGCCUCUGUCUGUAGCGAUACAUGCCACACGGAGAGCUCACAUCGAACAGGGUGACACCGCUAUCGUCUUCGGUGCAGGCGCCGUGGGCCUUUUGACCGCGGCGAUGGCCAAAGUUUCUGGCGCGACGACCGUUGUAAUUGCUGACAUCGACUAUGGUCGGAUCAACUAUGCCCUUGCGAAUGGUUUCGCGCACAAGGGCUACAUUGUGACUCCUCAAAGAGAAGCGACUGAGACUGCGGAGAAGCUUGACCAGGCGAAAGAACUGGCGACAGACAUUAUGCAAAUUGCUUCGCUCAACGAUCCGGAAUUCGAGGGAGCCGACGUGACAUUUGACUGCACUGGGAAGGAGAUCUGCAUGCAAGCCGGUCUAUACGCAACAAGACCUGGCGGGCAGCUUGUCAUGGUAGGAAUGGGCACUCCUAUCCAGACUCUCCCAAUGUCCGCUUCCCACUUGAAGGAAGUUGAUAUCAUCGGCAUCUUCCGCUACGCCAACACUUACCCAACUGGCAUAAAAUUGAUUUCUGCUGGAGUUCUUCCAAACCUCGACAACAUGAUUACCCAUAGGUAUCAUGGGCUUGCAUCUGUGAAGGAGGCUUUCGAGCUCGCUGGCAAGACUCUCGACAACGACGGCAAUCUUGUUCUGAAGGUCCUCGUCGAGAUGUAAUCUUUCAUGUCGAGGUCCUCUCACACACGAUGCGUCCGCUGAGAUAUGAUUGACUUUCGUACCUUUUACGACCAUAGAGAUGGCAUAGACGGAGCCAGCCAGGUACCAAGGCUUGGACAGGCGUUUUAGGGUGAUUUUGUUUCGAUGAUUGAAGAUACCAUUCGUUUUCUGUGGGGUUUGGAAAAGGCUCUCGGAGUCUGGCCGCGGUACUGAAAGGCAUGGAACUGAAGUUCAGGUGUAUGGAAACGAUAGUAAUGAGACUUUAACAUUUUGCUUCUUCCAAA
Parastagonospora nodorum SN15 is the source of this 1518-nucleotide messenger RNA. RefSeq lists its product as hypothetical. The coding region runs from base 50 to 1234 and encodes 394 amino acids. The transcript has 5 exons. Gene Ontology annotation, molecular function: L-iditol 2-dehydrogenase (NAD+) activity; zinc ion binding. Gene Ontology annotation, biological process: D-sorbitol catabolic process. The record is from RefSeq and is a predicted model, not a curated record. NCBI's taxonomy places the organism in Eukaryota, Fungi, Ascomycota, Dothideomycetes, Pleosporales, Phaeosphaeriaceae.